Messenger RNA from Linum trigynum, 1059 nucleotides. The record is from the annotation of a GenBank genome assembly. Lineage: Eukaryota; Viridiplantae; Streptophyta; Magnoliopsida; Malpighiales; Linaceae.
AUGGGGAGGAUUCUAGUUUUCACGGCAAAGCUAAAGCAAGCAUCGCUUCUAUGGCUUGAAGGAUUUUUAGAAGCUUGCUGCCUUCAUCGCGCCUUCAUCCUCUGUCGCAGGUCGAAGAAGCUACUGAUUCGAACCGGGCAGUGCUUUCUGUUGAAUGGAUUCAUAUUUUUGGGAAGUCUAUUUAUGCUGAACUCAGUACUCAUCCCAGCAUUACAAUGGAUUUUGCCUGAUAAGUGCUCAGAGAUUAGCUCCCAUGAACCAUGCUUGCACGGUGGCAUUCUGAAAUACUACUCGUUCUUACGCCGUGGCCUCGUGCAACUCUUUUACAUCUUUUGGGUCUGCCCAGUGUACCUGUUCAGUAUUAUCCUGAGCACUCUCUGGUACAAUGACAUUGCUAAACAUGGUUUCGCUGCAAUGGGAAACAAUGGACUCAACCUAUCGAAACCCUCACGCUCGGAUGAGAUAGAAGCAGAGACGAAAAAAGCUCCAAUGGAGAAGCCUCCUGGUCUCGAGGGGAUUUUCGUGGGAAUAGGGGAGCAGGUGUACUCACUAAUGCUGUUAACAUUCUUCUUGCUGCAGGUUCAUGCUGUAGGAAUCGUGCCCUUUGUUGGGAAGGCAUUGAGUUUUGUAAUGAUGUCCUGGAUGUAUGCCUACUACUGUUUCGAGUACAAAUGGAAUUUUUCUGAAGUGCCACUGGACAGGAGACUGGACUUCUUCGAAACGAACUGGGCCUUUUUUGCUGGUUUUGGCAGCCCUAGUGUUCUGGCUAUCUUUUUUGUGUCAACUUUUGUGAGCUACGGCGUGAUGGGCGCUCUAUAUCCCCUCUUUGUUCUAACUGCAACUAGCUCGAGCGCUGACCAUCUCAUUUUCUCCGAGAGGAAAAAAUGGAAAGGGAUAGGACUCCGGAGGCUGCCCAUAUUUUGUGCCGCGGAUACAUUAUCGCUUCGAAGCUUGUCCAUCCUCCCAUGGAUUCUCGACAUGAUCACCCGGAUAAUAAGUCGAGCUAAAACCUGGUUAGCUUCUUUGCGCAACAAGCUGCAAGCAAAGCGCAACACCUAG